Molecule: messenger RNA, 2988 nt
Organism: Pseudozyma flocculosa PF-1
Lineage: Eukaryota; Fungi; Basidiomycota; Ustilaginomycetes; Ustilaginales; Ustilaginaceae
Exons: 2
Coding region: 1-2988 (995 amino acids)
Biological process (GO): telomere capping; regulation of telomere maintenance via telomerase
Cellular component (GO): nuclear telomere cap complex; chromosome, telomeric region
Molecular function (GO): G-rich strand telomeric DNA binding; telomerase inhibitor activity
Source: RefSeq, a predicted model, not a curated record
AUGCCCCGCAAGAAAAAGUCUCUCAAGAGGGAGACCUCGGACAUUGUCGCCGCGCCCACCGCCGCCGCGUCUCUGUCAACCGCCCCCGAGCAGCAUCCCGAGGGGCCUGCCGCAAAGAGACCUCGGAUCCUCUCCGACGACGAUGAGGAUCGCCUGGGCCGCCUCGUCGACCUGCCGCGCUGGUGCGAAAGGGUGGGUCAGGGCAGAGGCGCCGCAGUCUGCCUCUAUGCCACACUUGUCAAGAUCGCGCUCUCGACCACCUCGGCGGAUGGCUCCGCCUGCCAUCUUGAUCUCGAGUGUCCGCCCAUCGCCUCGGACCCAUCAGCUGGCCCCUCGAAGCUCUGCGCCGCAUUCUAUGGCCCUCUCGCCGAGCACGUCUUCCGCACCCUCGGCGCUGUCCACCGCAGGUCGCCUCCGGCUCAUGUCCACCUAUCUGGCUUCGCCGCCACCUUCGAUCCCAGUCGGCCCGAGAGGAUCGAGUUUCGCACGGGCAAGGCCGUGCUCCGCUUCCGGCCCACCUCUGUCGGCGAUGGACCUGACACAGAGGCCUUGUGGGUCGAGCGCCUCGAUCGUCCCGGCAAUGCCAGACAGGGGGCCUCUGCCGCAUCCCCGAAGAGCUUUAGCAUGCGGCCCCCUCUGGCGCGCCCGGCGUCGUCCCGAACAAUGUCCUCGGGCGCUUCCGACGGCUGGUUUGACACGCCCGCCCCGCAAGCACAGCCCAGCGGAACGGGGACAGAACAACGGGGUCUGAAGCCGUCGGGUCGGCCCAGUAACACGUCGCGGCCUGAGGAACGCGUUGUCGCCGCAAACGCGGCAUCCCCCGCGCCUCCGAGCGAUGACGCGUCCGCCGGCCCGCCCCAACGGCGACGCCAGGAAUCCGUGGCAGCUCAGCAUAACACGGACAGGAUCCGUCUGACCUCGACCGCAUCCGAUGGCAUCACGAUGGCGAGGCAGACGGCAAGCCCCGCGCCGCCUCGCAACGACCCAAUCUUCCAGCCCGUCUCGACCUUUGGCAGCACCGUUUAUACCUCCAUCACGGCACUCCGCAACGGGCAACUCGCCAAUGUGGCCGGGGUAGUCAUCGGCGCAGGCGAUCCCCGACGCGCCGCUGGUGGCUCUCGCGAUCUCAGCCUCAAGAUCCAGCUGGUCGACAUGUCGUGCAGCGCCAUCCUGAAUCGCCAGAACCCCGGCAACCUAACCACUUCGCUCACCGUCAUGCUCUUCUCGUCCACCAUGGACCGCAUCGUCAGCCCGGUCUGCAAGGGUCAGGUCCUUCUGUUCCGCAGGGUCGCCAUUCAGGAUUUCAACGGCAAGCCCCAGGCCGUGGGGAAGAACGCAGAAUCAUGGAGCUGGGCUCUGUACGACCCCGUGUCUGGCAGCAUCCGCAAAUCUCCGUCCUUUGAACAGGCCAAGCCUCUGUCGGCCGCCGAGACGGACCACAUGCGGAGCCUGGCAAGCUGGUAUGGCAGGCUGCAGGGCGACGAGCUCGGCCUGCUCUCGAGGCCUGGCCGUUCCAGCCUCCGCCUCGAGGAGGUCUCCGAGAACCUCUUCUUUGACAGCACAGUCGAGGUGCUCAAAGUCUUCACCCAAGCCCACUCGCCGGACCUCUACGUGACCGACUACACCUCCCACGCCCUCUUUUUCCGCGGGACGGAUCACUACCUCGGGCUCGACACGGCUCUCGAGUAUCCCGAGCCCGGCGACGGUUGGGGCCACGUCUUCCAGAUAGGCCUCUGGGACAUCCAUGCCGAAAUAGCGGACGCCCUCAAGACCGGCGACAUCAUCCGGAUCGAGAACGUCAGGGCCAAGAUGAACCCCAGGGGCAUGCUGGUUGGCGGCCUUGGCAGUGCCAGCGACUCGGGUGUCAAGAUCAAGACGCUGAAGCCGUCGGAGGACGCGCGCAUCAGUCUCGAACGGCGGCGCGCGCACUUCCUCGAACGACAUCGACGUGCCACAGAACCCGAAGUGACGGUCGAAGGCGGUCACCUUGACGAUUGCAGGGCCCCCACGAACGUUGACGGUGCCGAUACUCUACCGGCAGGGUCUGCUGAACCAGCUCCGCAAGCGUCGAAACGAGAGCCGGAUGAAGAGGCAGUGCAGUCAGCGUUGAAUCAUCCCGUCAAAGAGUCGCCGACUUCCGGUCGGAUACGGGCGAAGGACGAAGAGCAGGAAGGCUUUGGGAGCCAGAGGCAGCUGCAGAUUCUGCAACCGUGGCAGACCUCUCAGCCCAAUACCGACAGUCAGGAGAGUUCGGCCGGUAGCACAAAAGACACCGCCGCAGCCGCCCAGCGCAUCCCAGCGACCUCGACACCCCCUCCGCCCGCCGCGCAACCGAAACCCCCAGCAGCAGCAUGGCCCUCGGUCACGGUCCGUUGCAAGGCGCCCUCAUCCGUUCCAGACACGCCGUUCUCCUCGCUGCUCACCACCAGCACCUGUCCGGGUAUGCACAAGGUCAGUGGCCGCGUCGUCUCGGUCCGGCCGGAAAGGCCGGAGGAGUGGGCACGUCUCGAGUGCAAGUCGUGCAGGAAGCUGCUUCCCCUCGAAGAGCUCUUCUGCGCCAGAUGCGGGGAGGAGGACGGCGAAGGCGAGACCAACCUUCGAUACACGCUGCGCUUCGCCAUCAUGCUCGAGGAGGUCGAUGCAGCGCCUGCCGGUCAGAUGGCAGGCGAGCGCAGGCAGAACACAGUACGCGUGCCGAUCCUGUUCAACGACCAAGCGGCGAUCUCGUUCCUGCCCGACAUCGAUCCGGAAAAGCUACACCGCGGUUCGAAGAGCACACUGCGAAUGCUCGUCGCCAGGAUCGAAGGGCUGAUCGGCAAGCCUCUAACGAUGCUGUCCCAGGGGGACACGCAGCCAGAUGGACCAGGCGCGUUCACGGCUCCCGUCGUCAAGCUGGCCAUCUACUCGUAUCCGGCGUCAGAGGGCGGCAGGACAGUGCGGCGAUUUGCUGGCCUCAAAAGCGCCAACACGCUGGUACCGCUGUCGUAA